Molecule: messenger RNA, 1581 nt
Organism: Cutaneotrichosporon cavernicola
Lineage: Eukaryota; Fungi; Basidiomycota; Tremellomycetes; Trichosporonales; Trichosporonaceae
Gene: UAP1
Exons: 2
Coding region: 1-1581 (526 amino acids)
Biological process (GO): UDP-N-acetylglucosamine biosynthetic process
Molecular function (GO): UDP-N-acetylglucosamine diphosphorylase activity
Source: RefSeq, a predicted model, not a curated record
AUGACCAUCACCAACGGACACGCAAACGGCCACGCAAACGGGCAUGCCAACGGCAACGGACACGCCUCCAUCGCGACUCUCCGCAAGACGUACGAGGACGCCGGCCAGAGCCACGUCUUCUCGUUCUGGGACAAGCUCAACGCAGGAGAGCAGGAGUCCCUGGCCACCCAGCUGGCCAGCAUCGACGUUGCCCGCGUCAACAGGAUCUACCGCAACGCCAUGGCCGCCGAAGCCCCGCCCACUGCUGACGGCCUGGCUCCGCCUCUGGUCGGCAAGGACAUUUCGCGUUCCCCCUCCCCCGCGCCCGAGGAGGCCGGCCCUCUCCCCGAAGAGGCCGUUGCCUCCUCUUCGUCUCCUGACGCAGCCCGGUGGCGCGAUGUCGGCCUCCGCGCCGUCGCGGACGGUACCGUCGCGGUCCUCCUCCUCGCUGGAGGACAGGGAAGCCGCCUCGGCUCCCCCAACCCCAAGGGCAUGUACGACCUCGGCCUGCCGUCGUCCAACAGCCUCUUCGCUUACCAGGCCGGCCGUAUCCGUAAGCUCCAGGCCCUUGCUGCUGCCCACGCCGGCAAGGACCCUAAGGACGUCCGCCUGCGCUGGUACGUUAUGACUUCGGGCCCGACGCGCCCCGUCACCGAGGCGUACUUUGCCGAGAUGAAGUACUUUGGCCUCGACCCCAACGACGUCGUCUUCUUUGAGCAGGGUGUCCUUCCCGCCCUCUCGAACGACGGCAAGCUCCUCCUCGCCGGUCCCGGCAAGGUGUUCACCGCGCCCGACGGUAACGGCGGGCUGUACGCUGCCCUCCGCCGCCCCGUCAACGCCAACACGGACAUGACCGUGCUCUCGGACCUGCACGCCCGCGGGAUCAAGUACAUCCACGCGUACUGUGUCGACAACUGCCUCGUCAAGGUUGCCGACCCCGUCUUCGUCGGCUGCUGCAUUGAGCGUGACGCGCAGUGCGGCGCAAAGGUCGUGCGCAAGACGAUCCCGACCGAGAGCGUUGGCGUCAUUGCCAAGCGCGGUGAGGCGUACGGCGUCAUCGAGUACUCUGAGCUGCCCGCCGCCAAGGCCGAGCAGCGCGACGCCAAGGGCGACCUCGCGUUCUGGGCCGCCAACAUUGCCAACCAUUUCUACACAACCGAUUUCCUCGACACGGUCGAGGCCAUGGAGCGUAAGAUGGUCUUCCACAUUGCGCGCAAGAAGAUUCCCCACGUCGACAUUGCCACUGGCGAGCAGCUCAACCCCAAGGAGCCCAACGGCAUGAAGCUCGAGAUGUUCAUCUUUGACGUGUUCCCCUUCGUGCCGGCACUGAGCGUGCUCGAGGUCGACCGUGCCGAGGAGUUUAGCGGGCUUAAGAACGCACCCGGGUCCAAGUCGGACUCGCCUGAGACAAGCCGCCGCGACCUCCUCGCCCAGCAGCGCCGCUGGGUGCUUGCUGCCGGUGCGACAAUUGCCGACGGCGUCGAGGUCGAGGUUACCCCCGACGUCACGUAUGGUGGCGAGGGCCUCGAGUUUGUCGCGGGCAACAACUUUGUGCGCUCGGGCGCUAUUGGCCGGCCAGAGGACGUCGCCGCGCUUGUUUGA